UGUAGUGAAUCGCAUUGGUUAUUAUUCGCGAAUCUGCUGCCUUAAUAUUGUUUGUAGAGUACAACAACGUUAGCUGCAAACAGGGUGAUUUACUGCGUAAAAGCCGAGUCAGCGGGACAAUUUUUGCCCCACACUCAAAUAUCCAAAAAUUCGAACCUCCAAAAAAUGGGGGGGAAAACUGCCCUGGCUUUUCAAACUUGGGCCCCACCAAAAAUCGCCGCCAAACCAGAGCAACGUCAACCCAUCGCGACGACAACCCACGGCCAUUUCUGCCAUCCACCGCACCCAUCAUCCGACAAGCCGAACCAGCGGAAUCAAAACAAUCACAUACUCUCAAGAUGGCUACCCUCCAACAGAAGCACGACUGGGCCGACGAUGACGAGCUCGAGGAGACCUCCACCGAACUCCCGCCCCCCCAGAAGAUCACCAACAAGGAUGGCAGCACGACCAUCAUCGAGUACCGCCUGAACGACAACGGCCAGAAGGUCAAGACCACACGACGCAUCCGCUACAUCACCCACCGCGAGGUCGUCAACCCCCGCGUCGCCGACCGCAAGUCGUGGGCCAAGUUCGGCCUCAGCGCCAAGGACGGCGCCGGCCCGGCCCCCGACACCACCUCGGUCGGCGAGAACAUCAUCUUCAAGCCUUCCUUCAACUGGCGCCAGGACGCCAAGGACGAGAGCAAGGACCCCAACGCCCAGGCCAUGAAGGACAAGUUGAAGGACAAGAAGGUCAAGUGCCGUAUCUGCAACGGCGAGCAUUUCACCGCCCGCUGUCCCUACAAGGACACCAUGGCCCCCAUCGGCGAGGCCGGCGCUGCCGCCGACGCCGCCGCCAGUGCCGCUGACGAGGCUGCUGCCGCUUCCCAGGGCGCGGCGGGCGCGGGCAAGAAGGGCUCGUACGUGCCACCUGCGCUGCGUGGCGCCGGUGGGGCCGCGGCUGCUGGAGAGAGGAUGGGCGGCAAGUACGGCGAGCGCGACGAUCUCGCCACUCUCAGAGUUACCAACGUCUCCGAGAUGGCCGAGGAACAAGAGCUUCGCGAUAUGUUCGAGCGGUUCGGUCGCGUCACUCGUGUCUUCCUUGCCAAGGAUCGCGAUACGGGUCUUGCCAAGGGCUUCGCUUUCAUCAGCUUCGCGGAUCGCAGCGACGCUGUCAAGGCAUGCGCCAAGAUGGACGGUUUCGGUUUCAGGCAUUUGAUUCUCAGGGUCGAGUUCGCGAAGAAGGCUGCGUAAAUUGGUCUUUUAGACGGAUGAGGAAGCGCCGGCGAAGAAGAGGAAUGAGGGGGUUAGAGAAGCAGAGAUGUUACGGAUCCUAAUGCGGUCUGUAUAGGGGAGUACGUCACACAAAAAUGGGAAGGACUCCUUGAUGUUAUUACUGCUACGAUCUGGUUUCUGUCCCUUGUUGAUGUUGGAGUUCAUACUAAUGGAGAACGAGCGGCAAAAUUGGUCAUGAUCAAAAGAUUUCCUUUUGCCUUUUAAAAGUACCGGGCAAAGGUGGCUAUCUGAAUUGAUGUCUGGGUGAAGAACCGACUGCGGGUUGAUCAAGGUUGUUGAUUUAGACUGGCAACAUGGUUUAGCACAGGACAUACCAAAAAGCAGCGAAGCUUUUGAGAGUGUGGUGCGGUCUUCUUGUUGAUACAAAGCCCAUGCAUGUGUCAAAUAAGGCGACUCAGCAUUUCUGCCCUUCGA
This is a messenger RNA of Neurospora tetraspora, 1688 nucleotides long. Its product is annotated as eukaryotic translation initiation factor 3 subunit G-domain-containing protein. The transcript is spliced from 3 exons. Gene Ontology annotation, cellular component: cytoplasm; eukaryotic translation initiation factor 3 complex. Lineage: Eukaryota; Fungi; Ascomycota; Sordariomycetes; Sordariales; Sordariaceae. Gene Ontology annotation, molecular function: RNA binding; translation initiation factor activity. The coding region runs from base 339 to 1232 and encodes 297 amino acids. The record is from RefSeq and is a predicted model, not a curated record.